AUGGCGUACUUUGAAAGAGUUACUAAAAAAGUGUUAAUGUCAGAUGAAACUGCUGAUACAUCUCCUGCUACUUCUUGCAAAAGCAUUCAAAAUGCCGUAAUUAUGGGUCGUAAAACUUGGGAAUCUAUUCCGCCUAAAUUUAGACCUUUGAAAGAUCGAUUAAAUGUUGUUUUGUCUAAAACUUUAAAACCUGAAAGCGAUACAUACGUGAUUAAUUCAUCUCUUGAUGAAGCUGUUGCUAAUCUUGUUGACAAACCUACGAUUUCACGCAUUUUUAUAAUUGGUGGUGGAUAUGUCUAUAAAGAAGCAAUAGAAUCACCCCUUUGUGAAUAUAUUCUUAUUACUAAAGUGUAUAAAAAUUUUAAUUGCGACGCCUUUUUUCCAAAGAUUGAUGAAAAUCUAUAUGAAUUAGCAAGUCAUGAUGAAUUGGUAAACUUUACUGGUGAUGAUGUUCCUAAAGGUAGACAACUGGAUGGUGACAUUGAAUAUGAAUUUUUGAUGUAUAAAAGAAAGUAA
Messenger RNA from Dentiscutata heterogama, 516 nucleotides. The record is from the annotation of a GenBank genome assembly. NCBI's taxonomy places the organism in Eukaryota, Fungi, Glomeromycota, Glomeromycetes, Diversisporales, Gigasporaceae.